AUGAAUCAGUGGAACUCGCUGCCGCUACGAGGCAGUCUGGCCACAGAGGACAUGGCUCAGGCACAGAAGGAGCGUGGCAAUGCUUUGUAUCAUCCAAUGUCGUCUCCUCUACUGAAGACCAAGGUGGUGAACAAUCAGCAGCAGAUUCGAGACAACAAGCGCCAGGAAAGACUCCGACAACAAAGGGAGGAAAGGCACAGCAGAGAGAGCGACGAGGAUUACCAAAAGCGACUUCAACAGCAAGCCGAGGCUUUCCAGGUCGAUGUGGAUACUUUGGUAGAUGAGGAGCAGGAACAGCACUACCAGGAAAGUGGGCAUCCCCAGGACCCCGAACAGUAUGAGGAAGAGCUCGAAGAUUACCUAACAGAGGCCGAUCUCGAACUAGAAGCCCAACUCAAAUCAAUGAACAUUACAUGA
This is a messenger RNA of Candidozyma pseudohaemuli, 417 nucleotides long. RefSeq lists its product as uncharacterized. The coding region runs from base 1 to 417 and encodes 138 amino acids. The transcript has a single exon. Lineage: Eukaryota; Fungi; Ascomycota; Pichiomycetes; Serinales; Metschnikowiaceae. The record is from RefSeq and is a predicted model, not a curated record.